Molecule: messenger RNA, 288 nt
Organism: Thyridium curvatum
Lineage: Eukaryota; Fungi; Ascomycota; Sordariomycetes; Thyridiales; Thyridiaceae
Exons: 3
Coding region: 1-288 (95 amino acids)
Cellular component (GO): membrane
Source: RefSeq, a predicted model, not a curated record
AUGGGUGCUGCCUCUGCGGUCAUCGUCAUCAUCGCAAUUAUCUUCUUCCCUCCUCUCGGAGUCUUCCUCCUUGCCGGAUGUGGCGCUGACUUCUGGAUCAAUGUCUGCCUGACCCUACUCGGCUACAUUCCGGGCCACAUCCACGCGUUUUAUCUAGCAUAUGUCUACUACGACCGCCGUGAACAGGCUCGAGAAGGCCGCUACGCAGCGACCCAUGCGCCGGGGAUCUACAGUGACCGUGUCCAGACUGGCGGAGGCGGGUACGGCACGAUCGCGCACCAGACCUAG